Papaver somniferum (opium poppy) is the source of this 1938-nucleotide messenger RNA. RefSeq names its product organic cation/carnitine transporter 7-like. The record is from RefSeq and is a predicted model, not a curated record. Gene Ontology annotation, cellular component: membrane. Gene Ontology annotation, biological process: transmembrane transport. Bases 371 to 1627 code for a protein of 418 amino acids. Lineage: Eukaryota; Viridiplantae; Streptophyta; Magnoliopsida; Ranunculales; Papaveraceae. The transcript has 6 exons. Gene Ontology annotation, molecular function: transmembrane transporter activity.
CUCUUGUCACAUUUGAGUCUCUUUGAAUAAACAACACAGUCAUUUUCUUUCUUCUUCUUCUGCAUCUUUGAAGCAAGAAAAUAAACCAAACUAAGAACGAGACUUUGACUUCACAGGCAAAAAACCAAUUUCCGCGGAACCCCUUCCCUCAUUUUCAUCUUCUUUGAUCUGAAAACAUCUCAAACCCAGAACAACGGGAAGGAACAGAAGAUCCCUUAUUCAUUCCUUCAUCAUUAUCAUUCUAAUCAGAAUGCAUUGGAAUUUGGUGACUAAAUCGAACCACUAUAGCUUUAUGCCCCUUCACUAGCCCAUUUGAAGAGAUGGGAGGAGGAGGAGGAGAAGGUACACUGUAGAUGAUGCACUUACAAAAAUGGGUUUUGGGACCUUCCAAGCUCUUGUACUUGCUUACGCUGGGAUGGGUCAAGCUGCAGAAGCGAUGGAGAUGAUGCUUUUGUCUUUUGUUGGACCAGCAGUUCAGGCUGAAUGGGCCCUUUCUUCUCGUCAAGAAAGCAUGAUUACCAGUGUUGUCUUUGCUGGUAUGCUAGUUGGAGCUUACACUUGGGGAAUAGUUUCAGAUAACCACGGAAGGAGGAAGGGAUUCCUCAUAACUGCAAUUUGCACUUUUUCGGCCGGGUUUUUAAGCGCUUUGGCCCCAAACUAUAUUUCAUUGAUUUUUCUCCGUUGUUUGGUUGGUGUUGGUUUGGGAGGUGGCCCAGUCCUCUCAUCAUGGUUUUUAGAGUUUAUUCCUGCUGCUAACAGAGGUACUUGGAUGGUGAUCUUUUCUACUUUCUGGACUCUUGGAACAGUUUUAGAGGCUUCUCUUGCAUGGUUAGUCAUGCCGACACUGGGAUGGAGGUGGCUACCAGGACUGUCUUCUUUUCCUACAUUAUUUUUACUCAUAUUUUACAAAUUUACGCCAGAGUCACCAAGGUAUUUUUGCACAAAAGGUAGAAUAGAUGAAGCACUUUCCAUCUUAGAGAAAAUAUCGAGACUGAAUGGAGCUGAACUUCCUUCAGGCAAGCUUGUUUCGGAUCACAUAUAUGAGCUUGAGCUGGAUGAAAAAAAUAAUCCAUCAGAAGAUACUCUUUUACUAUCACCCACAAAGAGAAACGAUAGCCCCAUUGUGUCUCCUAAGAAUAAAGUAUCGUCAGAGACCCAAGGAGGUCUAUCUUCAUUGCUUUUGCUACUUUCACCAGAAUUAGUGAGAUCAACACUUCUGUUAUGGAUUGUGUUCUUUGGUAAUGCAUUUUCAUAUUAUGGUCUCGUAUUGCUAACUUCGGAGUUAAGCAUCCAGAAUAGUCAAUGCGACCCAACUUCCUUGCAUUCAGGAAACUCGCCAACCACAGAUAACAAUCUAUAUAUAGAUGUUCUUAUAACGAGUUUUGCAGAGUUUCCUGGGCUUCUGUUGGCGGCAGCUAUUGUAGACAGGAUAGGGCGCAAGCUCUCAACGUCAACAAUGUUCUUCAUUUGUUGCAUAUUCCUUUUACCUCUAAUGUUCCAUCAGCCUGAGAAUAUAACCACGGCUCUUCUUUUUGGAGCUCGCAUUUGUAUUACAGGAACUUUCACUGUUGUGUAUAUUUAUGCCCCAGAGGUUAGUCCUAUAUACCUCUGUGAUGCAUGGUCUUAAAAUUUGGUUUUGGUGUCUAUUCUGCAGAUUUACCCGACAUCUAUUAGGACGACUGGUGUAGGAGUAGCAAGUUCAGUGGGAAGAAUAGGAGGCAUUAUAUGCCCAAUGGUGGCAGUAGGUUUGAUACAUGGAUGUCACCAAACACUUGCCAUUUUCUUAUUUGUGGUUGUAGUAUUUCUUGCUGGGACUGCUGUUGUAUUCUUUCCCUUUGAAACCAAGGGACGUGAACUAACCAAUAAUUCUGUAAUAUCACCAUCGUCAUCAUCUAAAAGCAACAUAUCACUGUAAUUUGACUGAUGAAAUACAGAUGC